UAGAAGUAAAGACAUGAUGACAGUGGUCCUGCUGGGAAAGAUAAGCAACAACAAGUGUCUCGUAGGGAACACAAUUUUUCAAAAAGAUCAUUUCCGAUCAGAGAGGGCCAAGUGUGAGAAGAUAGUGGAUAAUGUUGGUGGUGAGGAGGUCUGUAUUAUCAACACUCCAGACCUUUUUCAUAAACCAAGCUCAUCAGAUCCAGAAGCUAACAGAAUGGACGAGCUGAAGCCAUCAUACCCAGGUCCACGUGUGUUCCUCCUUGUACUCCAGGACAGUAUGGUGUUACCAGAAGAGAUGGAGAUGUUUAAUGAAGUAAAGAAGAAGCUUGGACCGAAAAUGGUUGAACAAACAAUUGUGCUGUUUAAUGGUGAUAAAAAGGCAUCUUCAAAUAAAAUGGACACACCAUUGUCAAACAAAAAUGACCACGAAAAAAUCCUGGAGGAGUGUGGGAACAGACAGUGUGUUUACAGCAAACUCACUAAGAGUACUGAACUAAUCAAAGAACUGAUGAUAUACAAAGAAAGCAUGAAGAACCAAACAUCAGAAACUACAAAAGUAAGAGGGAUGCAUGCCAAUAAGGAGAUUCAAUCACUAAAUAAUACAGCAUCAGGCGGAUACAAGGUGGAUCGGCCAAAACCUUUGACCAUCGUGCUGCUGGGACAGACAGGAUGUGGGAAGAGUGCUACAGGAAAUACAAUAUUAAAAAAGCACCAUUUUGAAUCACAUGCUAGUUCUGUGCCAGUAACAAAGGAGUGCCAGAUGGCAGUGGAAACUGUUUAUGAUAUGAGGAUUAGGGUUAUAGACACUCCAGAUUUCUUUAAUGAAGACCUUAAAAACCAGGACAAACAGAUAACGAAGUGCAAGGAGCUCGCUCAGCCAGGGCCUGAUGUGUAUUUGCUGGUCAUGCAGCUUGGCCGUUUCACAGAGGGCGAGAGAGAGGUUCUCCCACAUCUGAAGAGAGAGUUUGGCGACGAUGUGACUUUAAAGACUGUAAUUCUUUUCACGGGUAAAGAGAAGCUGAAGAACAAGACUUUAACGGAUUACAUCAACGGCAGCGAAAAGGAACUUCAGGAACUGAUCAAAACCUGUCAUUCAAGAUGUUGUGCAUUUAACAACAACAAAGAGAAAUCCAGUCAUCAGGUGAAAAAACUUCUGGACCUCAUUUCUGACAUGCAGGAAAAUAGUGCCACAGCACACCCUCACAGAAAAAAGCAUAAGGAUAACAAAGAAUGCAAUAUCUUGUGAGAUUAAGUGUGUAUGUACACAACUAUAAUUAGAGAACCUUUUCGAAAUAUGCAUAAGUUCUAUUAUAGUUAGUCUACAGAUGUUACAAUUCUGUAGACCGUAAUAAGGACUGUUAGAUGCAUAUUUAAUUGUACCUUCCUUUACUGUGAACUACUAAAAAUACUCUGAAAAUCACAUAAUAUGUGAUGUUUAUUAUAUUGGAAAGU
Messenger RNA from Carassius gibelio (silver crucian carp), 1452 nucleotides. RefSeq names its product GTPase IMAP family member 8-like. Bases 14 to 1246 code for a protein of 410 amino acids. Gene Ontology annotation, molecular function: GTP binding. The transcript is spliced from 3 exons. The record is from RefSeq and is a predicted model, not a curated record. NCBI's taxonomy places the organism in Eukaryota, Metazoa, Chordata, Actinopteri, Cypriniformes, Cyprinidae.